Molecule: messenger RNA, 1150 nt
Organism: Megalobrama amblycephala (Wuchang bream)
Lineage: Eukaryota; Metazoa; Chordata; Actinopteri; Cypriniformes; Xenocyprididae
Product: E3 ubiquitin-protein ligase CCNB1IP1
Exons: 5
Coding region: 124-921 (265 amino acids)
Biological process (GO): reciprocal meiotic recombination
Cellular component (GO): synaptonemal complex
Molecular function (GO): ubiquitin protein ligase activity
Source: RefSeq, a predicted model, not a curated record
AAAAAGUGCAUCAUAAUGGCUCAUUUGUAAUUAUUUGCGUUAGCUCAGUCAGCAGCCAAUCAGAUGAGGCCAAUUGCGCCGCUCCGCGCGACGGCCUACAGUACCGGUGACUGACUGUAAAAAAUGAACAACAACAACAACACAGUUGCAAAUUCUCGAACCGCCAUGUCGGCAUCUAAAUACACCUUGCAGUGUAAUUCGCAUAAAUGCCGGGCAAAGCUGAGUGGCUUCGCGUGGGUCACGGCCUGCUCUCACGUCUUCUGUGAUCACCACGGCUCGGAAGCGUUCAGCCGCGCACCUUCCAGCUGCCCCGUGUGCUCCACCAUGCUUUCAGGCAAACUGGACGUGCUGCGAACAGAGUUGGCACCAUCAGAGCAAUACAAGGCUAUGGUUUUGGUCGGACUACAGCCUGAAACGGUUUUGGAAAUCAGUCAUAACGCACUUGUCUUUUGGACAUACCAGGUAAACCAGGAAAGGUUGCUGAUGGAGUAUAAUUUGUCCAGAGCUGGGGGACAAGUGCUUCAGAUGGAGAAGUUUAUGACCCAGCAGAACCAGAGCAGAGAGCUGGAGUUAAAUGCAUUAAGAGGGGAGAUCGCAUCAAUGAAAAAGGUGCUGGAGGAAUACAAGCUGAAGUACAAUGAGGUUUUGGAGCGACUGAAUGAACGCAACAGGCAGUAUCAGAAGCUGCAGAGACUUCUCGACUCACUUCGUAUGCACACUCUGGGAAUGGAAGAGAAAGUUCCCACACCCCCUACUUUCCCUACAGGGUUGGUCAAACAGCGCUCUCCCCAUAGCAGUCCUUCAUUCCUGGGACCGGAAGUUGACAGGUUUUUCUCAUUGGGACCAGACAAUACUAAAACUUUCUUCCAGUUCAGCACACCCACCCAAGACAGAACCCACUCUUUCAUCAAGAAAAACUGAGAUGGACAUGAGUUUUACCUGGAUGCAUUAGCCGUAUCAGUCUUUUUGAUCUUUUCGAUUUCAGUUCUGACUGCCAAGUAUGGUUGUUUCUCUUUAGUUUUUCAUGUUCUUUCAAAUGUGUUAUUUAUUGAUAAAGCUGUUGCUUCAGUUACUCCCAACAUGUUUCUGCUGAUGUAAUGACUUUAUUCAAAAAAAGAAGUCAAUUAAAAUAUAUGUGAAAACCCCUAUG